CAGCUCCGGCUUCCAAACUCCAGCAGUUUACGGGGUGGAGGGGCAGGGGUGGGGUGCACCACUGCGCGUGAUGCUGAAUGCCCGGCCCCCUCCCCUCCUCCGGGAGGAGCUUCCUCCUCACCGCCAGUCUCAAACUAGAUCCCUACCUCCACCGUCAGGCUAACCAACUUCCUUUGCAGCCCACCGGUUCCGGAAGCUGAGGCUUACUGGAUCGUUGGCAGGGUGCAGAACCGAACGGAGAUCACACGGUCUUGUUCACGCUCUGUGACUGAGCCGAGGGGGGCAAUGGCGGCUUCCUACAUCCUUCUGCACACUGGGCAGAAGAUGCCUCUGAUUGGACUGGGCACCUGGAAGAGCGAUCCUGGCCAGGUAAAGGCUGCUGUUAAGUACGCCCUGAGUGUAGGCUACCGCCACAUUGACUGUGCUGCUAUCUAUGGCAAUGAGACAGAGAUCGGGGAGGCCUUGAAGGAGAAUGUGGGACCUGGCAAGGUGGUGUCUCGAGAGGAGGUGUUUGUGACUUCUAAGCUGUGGAACACUAAACACCACCCUGAGGAUGUGGAGCCUGCCCUCCGGAAGACACUGGCUGACCUCCAGCUGGAGUAUUUGGACCUGUACCUAAUGCACUGGCCUUACGCCUUUGAGCGAGGAGACAACCCUUUUCCUAAGAAUGUUGAUGGGACUAUCCGCUAUGAUUCUACUCACUACAAGGAGACCUGGAAGGCUCUGGAGGCACUGGUGGAUAAGGGGCUGGUACGGGCACUGGGCCUGUCGAACUUCAGCAGUCGGCAGAUUGACGAUGUGCUCAGCGUGGCCUCGGUGCGCCCAGCUGUCCUGCAGGUGGAAUGCCACCCAUACCUGGCUCAGAAGGAGCUGAUUGCCCACUGCCAAGCACGUGGCCUGGAGGUGACUGCUUAUAGUCCUUUGGGCUCCUCUGAUCGUGCGUGGCGUGAUCCUAAUGAGCCUGUCCUACUGGAGGAACCAGUGGUCCUGGCACUGGCUGAAAAGUAUGGCCGGUCUCCAGCUCAGAUCCUGCUCAGGUGGCAGGUCCAGCGGAAAGUGAUCUCCAUCCCCAAGAGUAUCACACCUUCACGUAUCCUUCAGAACAUCCAGGUGUUUGACUUCACCUUUAGCCCGGAAGAGAUGAAGCAGUUAGACACCCUGAAUAAGAACUGGCGCUACAUUGUGCCCAUGAUCACUGUGGAUGGGAAGAGGGUCCCUAGAGAUGCAGGGCACCGUCUGUAUCCCUUUAAUGACCCAUACUGAGACCACCACUCCAUGGUUUCCUUUCCAGCUCUCCAGCUACAAGGUCCUGCUACCCGCAAGAAGGAGAUAAUAAAACCAUUGGAGCAUCCAUA
Molecule: messenger RNA, 1355 nt
Organism: Suricata suricatta (meerkat)
Lineage: Eukaryota; Metazoa; Chordata; Mammalia; Carnivora; Herpestidae
Gene: AKR1A1
Product: aldo-keto reductase family 1 member A1
Exons: 9
Coding region: 286-1263 (325 amino acids)
Biological process (GO): aldehyde catabolic process
Cellular component (GO): cytosol
Molecular function (GO): aldose reductase (NADPH) activity
Source: RefSeq, a predicted model, not a curated record